AUGCAAGGCACUUCAUCUUCCCUGCUGAAAUUCGAACUCCGUGAGAUCCGCUCUUUUCGCGGCUUUGCAAAAGAAGAAUCUUUAGGGCUUCCACAAGUAUCAGACCCUCUGUUUUCCUCGAUCAUAUGCCUCGAAGAACCUGAUACCGCUACCGAGAAAGUGGAAAUGUUGGCCUACAUCAUUUUUUGGACUUUGCUCAAACAAAAGUAUUCGGAGAAUAUCAUCCGACAUACCGACCACAUCUCCAAAGAAGCACCAGUUAUCCUUCCAGUCGAACAGCCAAUUGCCAUUCUACAUGACGAGCAACCGCUUACCUCUAUAAAUGUCGAUGGAGUUCCCAAUUUCCGUGGGUUUGGUGGUUAUCCAAUCGCACAUGGUAAAGAACAACAAACCCGAAGGAGGCUUCUAUAUCGCUCCGCACAUCCAGGCGGGUUGAGUUUUACCGGCAUACAACGUUUGAAAACAUUGGGAGUCAAGACUAUCGUCAACCUUGCAUCUCAUAACGAGGCGACAGUACCAUGGGAGAUACCGCGGAAGACUGUGGAGAGCGAAGGGUUUAUGUUCUUAGACUGGCCCAUUGAAAGAGAUUCCUUUUCAAUCGACCAGCUUCUCCGGAAAUACGAAUCUUAUAAAAUUGAUGGGGCAGUUUCCGUUUCUGAAAACUAUUUACGGCUUCUAGUCAAUGGAAGCGAUGUCAUACGGCGGAUAUUUCUUCUUUUGAAGGAUGCCAAUGAAGGAGUGCUCAUACAUUGCACCCUUGGAAAAGAUCGGACGGGAAUGGUCUUUGCUGUCUUUCUUCUCCUUGCCGAGGUUCCCGAUGCAGUCAUUAUCCGAGAAUAUGGCUUCAGUACAUCUGAACUCUCCGGUUACGUGGAGAGGGUUGAAAAGUACUUGAAAAAAGUCACAAAAAUACACGAUGAAGCAAUCAAGAGGAAAGCCGAAGAUAUUGUUUCUGCAAGAGAGGAGAAUAUGGCUGUAACAAUCAACACCAUCCGGACCGUGUAUGGGACGAUAGGGAACUAUCUGACCCAAGAAUGCGGGUUUUCUGACGAAGAAGUCCAUUUAUUUAGAUCACUUCUACUUUAUCCUGCUUCUAGGUAG
Penicillium soppii is the source of this 1101-nucleotide messenger RNA. RefSeq names its product tyrosine-protein phosphatase. Bases 1 to 1101 code for a protein of 366 amino acids. NCBI's taxonomy places the organism in Eukaryota, Fungi, Ascomycota, Eurotiomycetes, Eurotiales, Aspergillaceae. The record is from RefSeq and is a predicted model, not a curated record. Gene Ontology annotation, molecular function: phosphoprotein phosphatase activity. Gene Ontology annotation, biological process: dephosphorylation. The transcript is spliced from 5 exons.